AUGAUGGGCAGUUGGAGUCAAGCGUUGACACUUUUCGCCCUGGUGGCAGGCGUAGCCUCAUCCCAUCGCCCCGAUGUCGCUGCCAGACGAGGCUUCACGCCGCAAGCCAUGGAGGAAAUGCGAGCACGAUCACUCUAUGGGCGAGAAGUCCAGGCACCGGAGAAGAGAUAUUACACCAAUGACACAAAAAAAUAUUUCGUGGAGUCGUUGCCAGAUAUUCCUCAAGGCUUCAUGACAGAGAUGUACAGCGGGGUGAUCAAUCUCAACAAGUCGGAUGACAGCAGAGGAUUGUUCUAUGUAUUCCAACCUCGAGUCGGAGCCCCAGUCGACGAGAUCACGAUCUGGUUCAAUGGUGGCCCUGGGUGUAGUUCUCUGGAAGGUUUCUUCCAGGAGAAUGGACUGAUUCAAUGGGCGUGGGGCCAGUACACGCCUCAAAUUAACCCGUACUCGUGGGUGAACCUCACCAAUAUGCUGUGGGUCGAGUAUCCUGUCGGAGUGGGAUUCUCUCCUGGUGAGCCGACGGCGACGAACGAGGAAGAUCCGGCAGAUGAGUUUAUUGAGUUCUUCAAGAAUUUCCAGGAAAUCUUUGGUAUCAGCGAUUAUCAAAUCUACGUCACGGGCGAGAGUUAUGCUGGAAGAUACGUACCGUACGUGGCGAAUGCAAUGCUGAAUCAGAACGACACCACACAUUUCAACCUAUCUGGGGCUCUCGUAUACGACCCGUGCAUCGGGUCUUUCGACUACACCAACGCGAUAUCAAUCUACCCAUUCAUUGAGCAAAACAACAACAUCAUCGGCUUCAACAAAACAUACGUUGCAGACCUCGCCGCGCGCGACAAGUCCUGCGGCUACGCUCAAUACCGCGAAGACUUCCUCCAGUUCCCGGCCAACGGGACGCAGCCCGCACUGUAUCUCAACGCCACAGCGGACCCUGACUGCGAUCUCUGGAACGAUGUGUACCUCAAUGCCUAUGGUGUGAACCCUUGUUUCAACGUCUACGAGCCGAACCUACAGUGUCCACUAUUGUCCGACCCCUUGGGAUUCCCCACCGAUCUGAUCUACUCUUACCCCGGACUACCGCCCUAUUUCAACCGGUCAGAUGUCAAGAAAGCAAUGCACGCGCCACAGGAUACAGACUGGGCCUUGUGCACCAGCUACCAUGUGUUCGUGGGUGAAGGUGGUCCUCAGGACCGCGGCGACCUGAGCGCCGACCCGCUGCAAGCCGUUCUUCCCCGUGUGAUCGAAGCUACCAAUCGUGUUUUAAUAUCAAACGGUGCAUUGGACAUGGACCUCCUGACGAACGGCACAAUGCUCGCAAUCCAGAACAUGACAUGGAACGGCGGAUUGGGAUUCGAGAAUGCGCCGAACAAGUCCAUCGUGAUCGGACUCGCCGACCUGCUGUACCAGGACGUCUUUGUCUCGAGCGGCUUUGAGGGCCUCAGCGAUUAUCAGGGCGUCAUGGGUGUGCAGCAUUUUGAACGUGGCCUCAUGUGGGCUGAGACUUAUCUCUCUGGCCACAUGCAGCCGCAGUUCCAGCCUAGGAGCACGUAUCGCCAUCUGCAGUGGUUGUUGGGCCGGAUCGAAACGCUCUGA
This is a messenger RNA of Exophiala bonariae, 1593 nucleotides long. RefSeq lists its product as uncharacterized. Gene Ontology annotation, molecular function: serine-type carboxypeptidase activity. The transcript has 5 exons. NCBI's taxonomy places the organism in Eukaryota, Fungi, Ascomycota, Eurotiomycetes, Chaetothyriales, Herpotrichiellaceae. Gene Ontology annotation, biological process: proteolysis. Bases 1 to 1593 code for a protein of 530 amino acids. The record is from RefSeq and is a predicted model, not a curated record.